Molecule: messenger RNA, 1272 nt
Organism: Lolium rigidum
Lineage: Eukaryota; Viridiplantae; Streptophyta; Magnoliopsida; Poales; Poaceae
Product: aspartic proteinase oryzasin-1-like
Exons: 12
Coding region: 1-1272 (423 amino acids)
Biological process (GO): lipid metabolic process; proteolysis
Molecular function (GO): aspartic-type endopeptidase activity
Source: RefSeq, a predicted model, not a curated record
AUGGAGCAAUCUCGAAAAUCAUCGGAGAAGGAAAAAGUUGCGCUACGACAGGCUCAAGAGGCCAUAGUUGCCAAAGAAUCAGCUAUUGCUGAAGCUACACAGGCUACCACCCGAGAGAAUUUUAUGCUCGAGUUGAUGACUGAAGCUAGUUUGGAUAUGACAGGAAAAAGGGUAUCAAUUCACUACAAAACUGGUGCAAUUGCUGGUUAUAUUAGCCAAGACAAUGUGCAAGUUGGUGGUCUAGUUGUGAAAUAUCAGAAUUUUAUUGAAGCUUCGUUGGAACCAAGUAUUACUUUCAUGCUUGGAAAAUUUGAUGGCAUUGUUGGUCUUGGGUUUAAAGAAAUGUCAUUCGGGGGUGCCGAACCUAUUUGGUAUAACAUGGUUAGCCAAGGUCUGGUUGGUAGCCCCGUUUUCUCACUCUGGUUCAAUCGACAUGCUGGUCAAGUGAAGGGAGGAGAAAUAGUUUUUGGAGGAGUUGAUCCUAAUCAUUACAAGGGAAGACAUACAUAUGUCUCUGUUACUAAGAAGGGAUACUGGAAGUUUGACAUGGGUGACGUCUUGAUUGGAGGAAACUCCACAGGAUUAUGUAAAUCUGGUUGUGCAGCAAUAGUAGACUCGGGAACUUCAUUUCUUACUGGCCCCACGGCGAUAAUUACUGAAAUAAAUUGGAGAAUUGGUAUACCUAGGAGAGUGAGCAAAGCGUGCAAGAACGUUGUUUCAAAGUUUGGGCGGCAGAUCCUGGAUUUGCUGCUAAAGCGGAUAUUGCUAAGAAGGAUAUGUGACAUACUUCGUUUAUGUUUAUUUGUUGGACCUCAUGGUGUAAGUGACGACAACGCCGGUAUUCAAAGUUUAGAAGAUGAAGUUAGGACAUCAAAUGGUUUUAUUGUGUGCAAAGCUUGUGAAUGGAUUGUUCAAUGGGCGGUGAAGCAUAUUGCAGAUAAUCAGACUGAGGAUUCUAUAUUGCAUACCAUUAACGAGAUGUGUGACCAUAUUCCUAUCCCUGCGGGAGAAUCAUUCGUGGAUUGUGGAGAACUUAAAUUCAUGCCUGACAUCGCCUUCUCCAUCGGGACCAAACAGUUUGUGCUCAAACCCGAACAAUACAAAGUGAAGAUUGGUGAGGGUGAUGAUACCCGGUGCAUGAGUGGAUUCUCAGCUAUGGACGCUCCUCCUUCCGGUGGCCAUCUCUGGAUCUUGGGUGAUAUAUUCAUGGAAGCCUAUCACACGGUCUUUGACUAUGGAAAUAUGAAGAUUGGGUUCGCCGAGACAGCAUAA